AUGAGUGUUAAAGAAGAAAACUCAGCAAACUCUAAGGAGCUUUUCCUAAAGAUUGGUUUGGAUGAGAAAACCGCAACCGACAUCAUCCGUUUCAAAGAUAAAGCAUCUGAUCUCACCGACAUCAUCUACGAGGCUGGUGUGUCUGAUGGGUGUGAAAAAACUACUGGGGAUCUACUUUACUCUGUUGCAAAUGGGUUUCCUAAAGAUGCUCUUGUGCAUCGUUCAGAGUUGAUCAAAUACAUCAUGUCCUCUAAGGUAUUUAUCAUCUUAUCAGCACAGAUCGAAGCUGCAUUUAAAUAUUUUAAGAAUCUUGAGUCUAAUGACUUCAACGUCAACGAAUUUGAAGAAGUAUGUGGUGUUGGGGUUGAUGUUUCAGCUGAAGAUAUUGAGAAAACUGUUUCUGACAUCAUUGAAGAGAACAAGAACACAAUAUUGCAGAACCGUUACCGAGAAGCUCGUAAAUUAUUGGGAGAUGUCCGGAAAAAGUUGCCAUGGGUAGAUCCUAAGAUUAUAAUUAAAGUCAUAGGUGAAAAAUUGUGUGAAGUGCUUGGUGAGAAGACAGCAGCUGAUAAUGAGAAACCAGCAAAAAAGAAGGAGAAAAAAGAGAAGCCUGCUUCAGAGCCAUCUGAAGAGGAGCUUAAUCCAUAUUCUAUAUUCCCUCAGCCAGAACAUAACAAAAGGGUUCACACAGAGGUGCCUUUCAGUGACGGCUCUGUUCUCAGGUAUAGCAAUACUAGAGAACUUCUUGAUAAGCAUUUGAAGGAGACUGGAGGAAAUGUUUACACCCGCUUCCCCCCUGAACCGAAUGGGUAUCUUCAUAUCGGACAUGCUAAGGCUAUGUUUGUAAAUUUUGGUCUUGCAAAGGAGCGAGGUGGUUGUUGUUAUCUACGGUUUGACGACACGAACCCUGAUGCAGAAAGAAGAGAGUAUAUUGAUCACAUUGAAGAAAUUGUUAAGUGGAUGGGUUGGGAACCCUUUAAGAUUACAUACACUAGUGAUUAUUUCCAAGAGUUGUAUGAAUUUGCAGUGAAGUUGAUCGAGAGCGGCCACGCAUAUGUUGAUCACCAGACUAAAGAAGAGAUCAAAGAGUACAGGGAGAAGAAACUGAACAGCCCUUGGAGAGACAGGCCUAUAGAAGAAUCUUUGAAACUCUUUGAAGAAAUGAAACGUGGAAACAUGAAAGAAGAGGAGGCUACCCUAAGAAUGAAAAUGGAUAUGCAGAAUGAUAAUUGUAAUAUGUAUGACCUUAUUGCAUAUCGUAUAAAGCUUACGCCUCAUCCGCAUGCUGGUGACAAAUGGUUUAUCUACCCAAGUUAUGAUUAUGCUCAUUGCAUUGUUGAUUCUCUUGAGAACAUAACACAUUCACUCUGUACACUCGAAUUUGAAACUCGUCGUGCUUCUUACUACUGGCUGUUACAUUCUUUGGGACUCUACAUGCCCCAUGUGUGGGAAUAUUAACGGUUGAAUAUAACCAACACUGUGAUGUCAAAGCGUAAGUUGCAUCACAUUGUGAGAGACAAUCAUGUGAAUGGUUGGGAUGAUCCGCGUCUGAUGACACUUGCUGGUUUAAGACGGAGGGGUGUGACGCCAACCGCGAUCAAUGCUUUUAUACGAGGACUUGGCAUUACUAGAAGUGAUGCUAGUAUGAUAAAUGUGGAUCGUCUUGAGUUUCAUAUUAAAGAGGAGUUAGGUAAAACCGCUCCCCGAACCAUGGUGGUGAUUAAUCCUCUUAAGGUGGUCAUCACCAAUAUGGAAUCAGAUAAAGUCAUAGAGUUUGAUGCACAAAGGUGGUACGAUGGUCGUGACGACCCCUCAGUGUUUUACAAGGUUCCUUUCUCUAGAGUUGUAUACAUUGAACGAGAUGAUUUCCGAAUGGUGGAUUCAAAAGAUUACUAUGGGCUUGCCCCUGGUAAAACAGUUCAACUAAAAUAUGCUUACCCUAUCAAAUGCAUUGGUGUUGUUCGUGCUGUUUACAAUGAAACUAUUGUUGAGGUCCACGCAGAGUAUGUUCGUGCUGACGAAUCCACGCAGAAGAAACUAAAGGGAUGUUUACAUUGGGUUGCUGAACCUUCCCCUGGAAAAGAGCCAUUGAAAGUCGAAAUUCGCCUUUUCGAUAAACUUUUUAACUCGCAGAACCCAUCAGAACUAGAGAAUUGGCUCGACGACAUCAACACAAACUCCAGAAAGGUUGUUUCAAAUGCUUUUGCUGUACCAACCCUUAAAGAAGCUGUCCUUGGGGACAAAUUCCAGUUCGAGAGGAAAGGUUAUUUUGCUGUUGACAAAGAUUCUACACCGGACAAGCUAGUGUUCAACCGAACAGUCGAAAUGAAUAAGAGCUCCAGUAAAGCUCGCACACCCCCGGUCUAG
Molecule: messenger RNA, 2367 nt
Organism: Capsella rubella
Lineage: Eukaryota; Viridiplantae; Streptophyta; Magnoliopsida; Brassicales; Brassicaceae
Product: glutamine--tRNA ligase, cytoplasmic
Exons: 21
Biological process (GO): translation; glutaminyl-tRNA aminoacylation
Cellular component (GO): cytosol; cytoplasm
Molecular function (GO): glutamine-tRNA ligase activity; ATP binding
Source: RefSeq, a predicted model, not a curated record